AUGAAGUUCCCAUUGCCCAAGAACCUUUUUCCUCCGCUGGACCUCUCGGAGAACCAAGAGGCUGAUUUUGAACAGCUUGCCAACACACUCAUCAAGGCGACACUCGCCGAGUACGAUCAAUUUGUCGUGCACGACCGUAAACGUGUGGACUCUCAACGGUGGAAGCCCGUCCGCUCGCGCGAUGGUGUCUCCAUCUACCGUGAGUGCAACGUAGACAGUGUCGGUCAGCAGGCUCCGACCAGUCUUGCGCUGUACCAGACCACCAUCUCGGUAAACGCCAGUAGACCUAGUCAACAUCGAGGCCGCCUCAUGUCGGACAACAAAAACCGUGUUAUCUCAGCCAACAUCACACGCAGCUACGGACCCUCGUCGCCCCGGAAAAACAAGUCAUCUUAUGGCAUGGACUCCUUCGAAGACAGCCGCGAUACAACCGGUAUCGACAGCUGCAGCAGUGGUGACUUGCUAUCUGAGCCGCGAAUCACGACGGGGGCUUAUUCCAGCACAGAUGAGGACGACUCGGGCCUGCCGAGAUUGCUCGCGGUCGGCAACCUGCGUGGUUCUCUAGACGAUGUCAUGUACGGAAUUGCGUCGCCAAACGCGUCGUCCUCUCGCCUGCGUAGCUCAUACCUUGGCGAGCACAUUGCCGACUGCUCUGUGCUGCGAGAGAUUAAGAGUCCGUCGCCAGCCGACCCGUUCCGCUUUUUAGGUAUCAAGUGGCUCGUGCGGGCCAAAUACCGCGGCGCUGCUCGCAUUGUCCUGCCUCGAGAUUUCGUAGUGCUCGAGUUCUCGGGUGUCAUGAUGCGCCCUGACAACACCCGCGUGGGUUUUCACCUCAUGCACUCGAUCCAUAUCCCAACGUGUCGUGAACUCCAUGAGCACCGUAUCUUACGCGCCAAAGUGUCAAGCUGCUACAUCUUCGAGGAGACACGUAACAACCAUGUCCAGGUAUUCAUGACGGCUUCCAUUGACCCAAGUGGGCAUAUCCUCAACCGAAUGGCAGUGCGAUCGGCAGCUACGGCUCUCAGUAACUGCUGGAAGUCUGUGAGCUGUGCACAUAACAAGAAGCUCGCGUUCUACCUGCAAAAUGAACGCCUAUCAGCCUCGAGAUCCAGCGUCACCACAUCUUCUCGAGGAGGACUUGCGGCAUUGACGUCGGUGAAUGAAUUGUCUGCACAUGAGACGAUGGAGCCCGUCUCCGAACGCAGCAACUACAGCUUGACUGCAAACCGAAAUCGGUGUGGUGUUUGUCACGGCAAGCUUGGUAUCCUUUUCACGAAACUUUCAUGUCAACUGUGCUCCGAGAAAAUAUGCAAUCGCUGCCGUAUCGUACGCAAGCUUAGCAGCACUACACUCAAUGCUCAGGUCACGCAGUCAUCCAUCAACUUUUGCAAGAAAUGCGUUGCCAGUGUUAGCGAUGAGAGCGCAUUGGAGAUCGCUCGUCAAGAGUUGUGGGUUCGUACCCGUGGUCGCACGCGUGCAUCGUCGGCAGUCUCGGCACCACAUCCGAGAAGCAGUUUCUCAGCGGAAAGAAACUUGUACGCUGCCGUAGUGCUGGGCCGUGGCAGUGAGAUGAAUAGCCGAGGCAGUGCUGCCACGAGCAGUCUUAGCUUCCAAAGCAGCUUACGUCCGAGUCGCGAGCCUCAGUUUGAAGAAUCUAUGAUGGGGGGAUUGUCAGUCGGUCCUCUUCCAUUCACGUCAACUCAGUGUUCGAUACGACUGCAGCGCCCUAUCGUGGGUGGCCGGUUGUCCACGAAGUCGUCGAUUAGCAUCUAUGACAUGAGUGUUGGCCCCUUGUCAAGCACAACAAGGACGAAUGACUCUCUUUCGCUCGAUGACCUUGGAAUGGAUAAAGCUACUGCUGUUGAUAAGAGAGCAGUCAAGAAGGAGGAGCCUGUAGUGCUGGACCACCGCAUGACUAUGAACCUUCGUAGUCUGCGGCAUCUCGACUACGUUCUGUCCGUGGGUGAAGAGGACCUUGUGGAUGAGUUGAAUGAAAUCGAGCAGGAAGAGACUAUGGAUUACGGUGAAUCUGAGAGUGGUGACGAAGGUGAAGGACGUUUGAGCAAUGCGUCGUCGGUUGCUGUGCUUGACGACGACUAUGAAAUGUGUGAAACGCCCACGAGUGACGCUCCAAAGUCUCAGCGCGAGACACCCAUUGUUGAAGGAGAAGAAGACGAAGAGGAAGAGGAAUCGGAGUCAGAGCCGAAGGAAAAAAAGCAGGAAGAGGCUGAACACGAAGAAGAGAAGAGGGAGCUUUUGGAGAUGGAGAAGCCAAACAAACCAGAAGGGAAUCCGUUAGAGCUUUUGCAGGAUGACGAGGAAGUUCAACAACCUGAAGAGAGCAAUCGAACGCUUGCGCUGACGCAGGACGAGACCAAGAUGGUGGAACAGCUACCAGAAGGAUAUGACGAGUCAAUGCCGAUGGCAUUGUCGGUGCAUCCUGGCGAUGCCGCUCAGCAUGAUAUGGCCAUGACCGUUGAGGUGGAAGUGGUAGAAGCUGCUCCGGUUGCUGAGAUACUGUCUCAGUACGAGGACAAGUCCGAAACUGAUGCCGAACGAGUUUGCGAGAACUCGCAGUCCCGGAUGCAACGCGCGCACACGGAAGUCUCGUCUUCUGGAGAUGCCGUCUACCAGCACCAGCUUUUCCAGCAGAUGCAGGAUCUGCAUAAUGUCGUAGAGUCGACGUACCAAGUGGCAAGGGCCAACACCGAAGCGGCUUUGAAGGAACGGGAUAGCGGUCGCAUUUCCAAACCUUCACCCACCAAUGCCGCUGGAAACCUCCGUGGCGUGCGAACCUUCUCUCAGCCAUUCGCUUUCAAUGUAGUGGGCCUGCGUUCAACGCGUUCUCUGACUGUCGGCAUCGGCAAGUAG
Messenger RNA from Peronospora farinosa, 2871 nucleotides. The record is from the annotation of a GenBank genome assembly. NCBI's taxonomy places the organism in Eukaryota, Oomycota, Peronosporomycetes, Peronosporales, Peronosporaceae.